GGGUCUUUUUUUUGUGUAUAUUUUUUCAGUUUGUUUGCAUCAGAACUAAAUAUGGGCUUUUGUCAAUGACAAACGAGGAUGUUUGUAUGAUCUUCGCGACCAUAACCUCUCCCUGCAGGUUGAAGAUUUAACUAGUGUGUAUAGUUGUUGAUCUUGUCUUCAACUUGGCAUAAAAAAGGAGCAUACGAGGUUCGUAGGAUGCAAACCUUAUCCAUCAAAGACACCACUGCUGACUCGCUCCCAACGUUGUUCGCCACCCGAACACCUAUGUGGUUCUCCAACAAGCAGCCCGUCUCCAAGAGCGUAGAAACCACAAAAGACCGCAGUUAUUACCAUCUCAAGCUGUCUGAGCCACAGUGCCAAGACCAAGAUUCUUCCUCAACUCUGUCCACGGAUCAGUCUCACCAUGAAGGGUCUAAUUCAGCUGGAAGUGACGUGCAGAUGCCAUCUCAGCUCGGUGCAACUUGUUGCGGAAACGCAGAGUAUUUCAACAAUCAAUCAUUGGAUUGGGCAUCUUACUCCAUGGCUGCACCUUAUUUUGGCAGGAAUAGGAUAGCAACUGCAUAUGAUCCGAAUUGUGUUAUGAUUGGAGCCGGGCAAGGAAGGGCCGUGCUGCCUCUGGAUGGCGAUCAAGGCGUUCCCAUGCUUGUCAACGCCAAACAGUACCACGCUAUUCUCAGGCGUCGUCAAACCAGAGCUAAACUCAUGGCUCAGAACAAGGUGGCAAGGACAAGAAAGCCAUAUCUCCACGAGUCUCGCCACCACCACGCUCUCAGGAGAGCACGGGGAUCCGGGGGGCGCUUCUUGAACACGAAGAAGUCCAGCCCCACUGCUCAAGAAUCCGAGAUCCAGCACCCCUGGGGCACAUCCACCUCUGGCUCUGAUGGCUCGUGCAUAUUCAACAACGACGAGUUCUUCCAACAGCUGCGCAUGGGGACAAAACCGCAUAUGAUGGCACGCAACAACAUGCUACUGUGCGCGCAAAUCCACAGCACAACCUGAUUGUGUGGUUAACCGGCAGUUCAUCCUUGGCUAUACUUGUUUUUUUAGCUAAAUUAUUUUGCUAUGGAGCUUUCAAAUGAACUCAUCUUUGUGCUAGAUUUUGAAAAUAUGGUUUGCUUGAUUUAGGUGCA
Molecule: messenger RNA, 1133 nt
Organism: Salvia hispanica
Lineage: Eukaryota; Viridiplantae; Streptophyta; Magnoliopsida; Lamiales; Lamiaceae
Product: nuclear transcription factor Y subunit A-8-like
Biological process (GO): regulation of DNA-templated transcription
Molecular function (GO): DNA-binding transcription factor activity
Source: RefSeq, a predicted model, not a curated record